AUGCCUUUCAAGCCCUUCGCACAUCUCGCUCGUGUCAGUGUUGCAAAGGGAAUCGCUCAUACCUACGCUCCAUCCGUUGUUGCUGCUGGCCAGUCUCUUGGACAGUUCCAAAAUUACCCUCUCACCAAAUUCGCAAAGACCGCCCAACUCCAAAGUGCUUUCGCGGGUCCAUCUGGCUCUGGCGCAGGCGCGAAGGCCGGAUACACUACACAAGCAGGAGGUGGCGAUGCUGGUCUAGCCCAGUACUAUGCGGCGUGGCAACAUGCGCAACAGACGGGCGACGAUUCGGAUUGGAAGCAGCAUGAACACGCGAGGAGGAUAGGAUGGAAAAAUCAAGACAAGGUCCUACCCAAUGCAAAACACCAGAGAGUCGAGUCUGUUCGUGCCGUGGACCUCCUCCGACCCUCGGCUCGCGUGUCCGUCUCGCGUGUCAACAGCGAACUUGCCACACCCAAAGUCCCCGAACCCGAAGAAGCCUUCGCCGAAGCACAAGCACUUGCGAAGGUGGAUCAGGAGAUCGCGAAGGAGAUAGCCUUGCACCAGGUUCAGAAGGACGCUGUCUUUCAUGAGGACGUAGGAAGUCCCGUUGCAAGCACACGGGUACCGACACCCCGUGAUGAGCGGACUCGUUUGAGCGACUUGGGAUCCUCGGCUUCUCCUGAGCAAUCCACCCCACCUACCGACAUCAUCUCGGUUGCAUCAGACGAGUCUGUCAUCUCCCAACAGAUUGUUGAGCUAGGCCAUCAACAACGAUACGCGGAAAUUCCUGCUUUGUUCGAAGCAAUUAUCAAGGAUGGCCAUGUGCCCACGACUGAAGCCUACAAUCAUAUACUGGUUUCCGCUAUCAAUCUCAGCAAUGGCUAUCAGCCUUGGCCCAGGGCUCUCGAAGUCUAUGGUGAUAUGGCGAAACGUUCAGUGGAACUCAAUGCCACCUCCUACAUGAUUCUGCUCCGCUUCCUAGCAGCCAGAAGUCUUGAGUCCUACCAGGUUCAAAAGAACCUUGGUGAGCGAGCUGCUCGUUACGGCAGUGGAGGCGCCUUGGUCUUCCCGUCGGCCACCAGACAACAGCAGUUAUACGCCGCCGACACAUCAAUUGCAUUUGCCACGAAGCUUUACAACAUCGCGCGGGCCACGCUCGAGGACUUCCACCUUUCUGCGACUGUCUACAACGCGCUUGUCAAGGCUUGUGCUCAGGCGGGAAUGAUUGACAAUAUGAACUCGCUGUUGGCCGACAUGAAUGCGCAGCAAAUUCCUCUUGCGCCUCAGCUGUACACGGUCGUCAUCGACGCCCAGGCUGCAGCACAAGACGUCCACGCUGCCCAGGGCUUGUACGAAGAGUACCGCGACUUGGCAAUUAGCAGAGCCGCCAAUGAUCCCCUUGACAUGAAGGUUUAUGCUUCCUUGAUCAAGGCUUACUACGCCUGUGGCCUUGCUGAGACUGGUCUACGCUUUUACGAGAAAGUUCUUCAGUCGUUCAAGAAUUCUGCAAAUGAGCAGGCGCUCUCGACUGACCUGACGAGUUCUUUCGUCCUGGACAGCCUUGUUCAACAUCACAUCGACAACAAAGCCUUUUCUGCUGCGAUCUCAAGCAUCGCCGAUUUCACUUUGGAUGCUGCUAUCCGCGACGAGGCACUUUCGAGGAUAUCUGUCGCUGCGGCUGACGCUGGCGACGUGGCUGAUGCCGUGCAGUCCUUUAAUGCGAUCAAUGUCGCCAACGUCAAGGCCGAGCCUGUUCUGGCGCUUACUGCUAUGCAUAUCCGGAAUGGUGGCAUCAAUGAGGCUAAGUCCAUCUGGAAUGGUGCUCGAUCUUCGCCAAUUGUUCCGAACACCGACUUCGCCACAAUGUACGCCUUGGCACUGAUCAGCUCCGGCUCUGUGGAAGAAGCUGUUGCUGAGGCUCGCUCCAUGUUCAUGCGCAUCCGAUCCGCGACUGCCACCGAUGCUACUCGUCAACUAGCUGUCGCCGAAAUUGACGAGGCAAUUAUCCUUUUUGGUGAAGCAUUGUCCCGUCAACAAGUCGCGGUUUCUCCAAGUACAAGCAUCUCGAUGUUACGCACCAUGAUCGAAAACGGUGGCCUGGUCUCUCCUGUGGCCGAGCAUGCCAUUGCCAGCCUGGGACCGGAUUGCGUUCAUCAGCUCAACGCUCAGGAUAUCGCUCUUGCUCUUCACGUGCAGGCACAGAUGCUUAUGUCUUCGCAGGGCGUUGAUAUCGCCCACCCUAUCCGAUUUGCUCAUCUGCUGGAAACCGUGCUCAACCGCGGCAUAUUGAUGGAUCCAUCGACGGUACACGUUGUAAGCGAAAGCCUGCCAAAAGUGGGUGCUGCUCGACCCGAUCUCCUCCAGCGUUGGAAGGAUCUCCUUCAACCUGCUGCACCGGCGCCCGUGACCUUGGCUCAAUCGCCCCUGUCGCCUCAUCCCGCGUCUCUCGACGGGUCGGCUGCUGACACCUACGAUCCUUACGCUCAUACAACAGACUUCCGAGCCUCCAAAGCCAUUUCUGAGAUGGUUGAGAGCACGACCGGACGCAUUGAGAACCAUCUCAAUGACGGUCUCGCCCGAUUGAGGAACGUCCGUCGCGCAGGCAGGAACUUGCAUUACUCUGCAUAUGCCAAGCUUAUCACUGCCGCUGGCAAGGCCAAGCAGCGAAACCUGAUUCAGGAGAUUUUGAGCAUGGCGCACUCGGACGUCCCAAUGUCCUUGCAGAUUCCAUCCGUCCGCCUUGGCUGGGUUUCCAUCUUGGACUCCAUGAUUGCAGCCUGUCUAACUGUUGGUGACGGGCAACGAGCGAGCAAAAUCCACCAAGACCUGCUGGAUAUGGGUGCGGCACCCUCUGCCAAUACUUUCGGCAUUUAUAUCACGACUUUGGAAGGCACCUUCGACGAGGCUACGGAAGCUGUCAAGAUCUUCCAACGUGCCUUGGCCGAAGGCGUUACCCCCAGCGUCUUUCUGUACAAUGCUGUCAUCGGCAAACUAGGCAAAGCUCGACGUAUUGAUGACUGUCUUCGCUACUUCGGCGACAUGGAGGGUCGUGGUAUCCGUCCCUCUUCUGUUACUUAUGGCACACUAGUGAAUGCUCUUUGCAGGACCAGUGAAGAGCGGUUCGCUGUCGACAUGUUCGAUGAGAUGGAGGCCGCACCAAACUAUCGUCCUCGGCCCGCUCCUUACAACUCGAUCAUCCAGUACUUCCUCAAUACCAAGCGGGACCGCAGCAAGGUUCUUCAAUACUAUGAGCGCAUGAAGUCCAAGAACAUCAAACCGACUUCCCACACCUACAAGCUACUCAUCGAAUCGUAUGCCUCGUUGGAGCCGGUCAACCUGGCCGCUGCCGAGUCACUCCUAUCCGAAAUGAAGCAGACCGGCAUUCAGCCCGAGGCAGUACAUUAUGGGUCGUUGAUCCAUGCCAAGGGCUGUGUCAUGCACGACAUGCCCGCCGCAAGAGCUGUCUUUGACUCGAUCUUGAAGGACGGCAAUGUCCGCGUCACAGACACGCUCUACCAGAACCUACUCGAGGCAAUGGUGGCCAAUCAUGAGGUGGAGAAGACACCUGAGCUUAUGGCCGACAUGCAGCGACGCGGCGUGUCGAUGACUCCCUACAUCGCAAAUACUCUCAUUCAUGGUUGGGCUGGCGUUGGUCAAAUCCAGAAAGCCAAGGCAAUCUAUGACGGACUUGGCAUGGAGAAGCGCGAACCAAGCACAUACGAAGCGAUGACACGAGCUUUCCUUUCUGUGGAGGAUCAUGCCAGUGCCAACGGCGUUGCUCAAGAAAUGCUGAGAAAGGGCUACCCUGCGGCUGUUGCUGACAAGAUCCUCGCCUUGGUUGGCGGUAUUACGGCCUAA
This is a messenger RNA of Cladophialophora yegresii CBS 114405, 3837 nucleotides long. RefSeq lists its product as uncharacterized. The record is from RefSeq and is a predicted model, not a curated record. The transcript has a single exon. The coding region runs from base 1 to 3837 and encodes 1278 amino acids. Gene Ontology annotation, molecular function: protein binding. Lineage: Eukaryota; Fungi; Ascomycota; Eurotiomycetes; Chaetothyriales; Herpotrichiellaceae.